UUGCAGAGUGCACAAUCUAUCUGCAUUUGGUAAAUCAACUCCAUAAUGUACUAUACACAGUAUUCCUAUAUACAUUAUAUCACCAAAAGUAUUUCCCCCCGCCCUCCCAAUCAUUGGAUUUAGGUGUUCCAAUCACCUCCUGGCCACAGGCAUGCAGACUGCUUCUACAAACAUUGGUGAAAGAAUGGGUCGCUCUCAGGAGCUCAGUGACUCCAAGCGUGGUCCCGUGAUAGGUUGUCACCUGUGCAAUAAGUCCAUCCGUGACAUUUCCUGGCUACUAAAUAUUCCACGCUCAACUGUUAGUGGAAUUAUAACAAAGUGGAAGCAACUGGGAACAACAGCAACUCAACCACCAAGUGGUAGGCCACGUAACAUGACAGAGCGGGGUCAGUGCAUGCUGAAGCGCACAGUGCACAGAAGUCGCCAACUGUUUGCAGAGUCAAUA
This is a messenger RNA of Staurois parvus, 445 nucleotides long. The record is from the annotation of a GenBank genome assembly. Lineage: Eukaryota; Metazoa; Chordata; Amphibia; Anura; Ranidae.